UGUAGCAAUCCCUAAUUGAAGACGAUAUUUCCAAAUAAAAUGAGCAGUCCUGUUAUGAACUGGAGAAAUCUGGUUAUACUGGCAGUUCUCUUCAAGUUCGGAGAUAAUGCUUGUUCAAAACAAAAGAGGGAGGAGCCGAGAGGAUACUCUGGCGAUGAUUAUAUUGUGGGAGGAAAUGAUGCUUUAUCCAACGCAUAUCCAUGGAUGGUUUAUCUAUUAAUAGGAGGCAAGCAACAGUGUGGAGGUUCUUUAAUUUCAAGACAUGUUGUUCUCACUGCAGCCCAUUGUACGGACAAGAAUGAAGAUAUAAAGGCCUAUAUUGGAAGCAAUAUAAAAAAAGAGGGGCAAGAGUACAUUGUUAGCCUAAAACUCAACCAUCCAGGGUUUGAUAGAAACAAAAAAGUGCAUUAUGCAAGUUAUGAUAUUUCGCUGCUCUAUCUGAAGGAAAAGGUCCUUACAGCUUUUCCAAUUCCCCUUAUUAACCCUGAAUUUCAGCUACCAACAGGAACAACUGUGAGAGCCCUAGGAUGGGGUAGAAUAGCAUAUGAUAUAAAAGGAGGAUCUAAACUGUUACAAGAGGUGGAUCUGCUUGUUUCACCAUGCACAAUUUCUGAGAAGCAACUAGUUACGGAAACUGCUUUUUGUACCAGAACUCCAAACAAGGAUACAUGCAGUGGUGAUUCUGGUAGUCCAGUAGUCAUCUUUGAAAAUGGGAAAUAUUUUCAGGUUGGACUUACAAGUAUAGGACAAGCCAAAUGUGCUGUUGAUCAGAAUUCAUUAUAUACAGAUCUUCGUAUCCUAGGAAAAUGGGUGAGAGACAAUUUGCAGUUUGGUAAUCCUAUGCAGGGGCUAGUUUCCCAACCUAAAGUUCCCUCAGUCACUGGAUUAACUAAACCUCUUAAUCCAGCAAAACCCAUUAAACCUUUAUAUCCUCCAAGACCUGGUAGACCUCUGGAACCUAUUAGAAGUAUUACACCUACCCAACCAAUUAUACCUUUGAGGGCUGGCCCUAAGAAAUCCCUACCAACCCACCAGACCAACAAAGUACGUUCAUCAGCAAGACCGAAUAAAAAAAAUAAAGUUCUAUUCAAGAAGAAUGGACAAUUGUUUGCAGCAUAUGUUUAACCCCUGAAGGAAAGUAAUGGAUAUUUCACACGAAAACAAUUCUGUAGGCAAAUAUGGUUUUUAAAGAAAAAUAAAAGCAUAUGAAAUUUUA
Molecule: messenger RNA, 1216 nt
Organism: Eurytemora carolleeae
Lineage: Eukaryota; Metazoa; Arthropoda; Copepoda; Calanoida; Temoridae
Product: chymotrypsinogen B
Exons: 14
Coding region: 40-1125 (361 amino acids)
Biological process (GO): proteolysis
Molecular function (GO): serine-type endopeptidase activity
Source: RefSeq, a predicted model, not a curated record